UACAAAGGUUUAUUCGGGAGCUGACCUUAUAUAGUCGUAUUUAGUACUAUUUACAGUCGAUUUAUUUGUAGCUGUUUAACUGUUGGCUCUUGUUCCAGGAAUAUCUUCGUGACUCGUCGGCCGUCCGAUAUCUGGAGUCUGGACUCUGUAGCUCUGACAGUACUUGUGACUAGCGGGACCUCGCCGGCUCUAGAGCUGCUUUCAAUGGCACGACGGAGCAUGCGAAUUCGCUUUGGCGGAUGUGGUUUGAUAUCAGAUGGAGUCCAGAUCGCUCGUCUCGCUCUCACUGACUUUUACGCUUUUAAGUGCUUCCUCUCCUUCACACUGGAACACUCUCGCAAUAUUAAUAUUCCUUCGGGCCAUUCACAUACCGCCGCCUCUGUUCCCAGACGAUAUCUACAUCCGGAAUCCGGAUAACAAGCAUAAUGGAAAGCGAUGCGUGUUUUUCAUAGCCUGCCUUGUGAAAUAUCUUAUCGCAAUACACCCCGAAAGACUACUAGUAGAUCUUUCGAACCGAAAGCAAGUUUCUUCGUUUGUAUUUUCAGGCGACUUUACAUGCAGCCAUAUUUUUUUUCCGAGCUGGCUGGAAUCAUGAUAUCAUUUGGACGAAUCCCUGCAUUGCGUGC
Messenger RNA from Suillus subalutaceus, 626 nucleotides. RefSeq lists its product as uncharacterized. The record is from RefSeq and is a predicted model, not a curated record. The coding region runs from base 257 to 595 and encodes 112 amino acids. NCBI's taxonomy places the organism in Eukaryota, Fungi, Basidiomycota, Agaricomycetes, Boletales, Suillaceae. The transcript has a single exon.